CAUGGGUACUGGGCCGGGUGCCGCGACGGCGGGUACUGGGCCGGGUGCCGCGACGGCGGGUACUGGGCCGGGUGCCGCGACGGCGGGUACUGGGCCGGGUGCCGCGACGGCGGGUACUGGGCCGGGUGCCGCGACGGCGGGUACUGGGCCGGGUGCCGCGACGGCGGGUACUGGGCCGGGUGCCGCGACGGCGGGUACUGGGCCGGGUGCCGCGACGGCGGGUACUGGGCCGGGUGCCGCGACGGCGGGUACUGGGCCGGGUGCCGCGACGGCGGGUACUGGGCCGGGUGCCGCGACGGCGGGUACUGGGCCGGGUGCCGCGACGGCGGGUACUGGGCCGGGUGCCGCGACGGCGGGUACUGGGCCGGGUGCCGCGACGGCGGGUACUGGGCCGGGUGCCGCGACGGCGGGUACUGGGCCGGGUGCCGCGACGGCGGGUACUGGGCCGGGUGCCGCGACGGCGGGUACUGGGCCGGGUGCCGCGACGGCGGG
Molecule: messenger RNA, 492 nt
Organism: Volvox carteri f. nagariensis
Lineage: Eukaryota; Viridiplantae; Chlorophyta; Chlorophyceae; Chlamydomonadales; Volvocaceae
Exons: 1
Source: RefSeq, a predicted model, not a curated record